Caenorhabditis elegans is the source of this 2274-nucleotide messenger RNA. It is a transcript of the gene feh-1, whose product is annotated as Protein Fe65 homolog. Gene Ontology annotation, molecular function: amyloid-beta binding. The record is from RefSeq and is marked reviewed. The transcript is spliced from 11 exons. Bases 13 to 2010 code for a protein of 665 amino acids. Gene Ontology annotation, cellular component: cytoskeleton; cytoplasm. NCBI's taxonomy places the organism in Eukaryota, Metazoa, Nematoda, Chromadorea, Rhabditida, Rhabditidae.
UUUUCAGCCGCAAUGAGGGAAGGAACUCCGCGCGUCAGAAUUGAAGUGAAUAAGGGCAGCAAUCGACCCAGUCAAUUUGUUUCCGAGUCAGAAGAGCAACGGCUGCAGCGAGUACAGAGUCGAGAUUCUGAUACGGCUACUAUGAAUUUUGUAACCGAUGAUCGAAUGAUGGAAGAGCACGACGAGUACAGCGCAUUCAAGGAGGCGUACGAAGAGGAGGAGAGCCGCGAAUACGUUAUUGAAAACGGCGUGAAACGGCUUGUCAAUCAACACUACGACUCUCGUGGUUACUCUUCGGCUGGACGAGGGCAAAAGGGACGCCGAGAGGAGGAGCGUAGACGGAAUAUGGCCGUGGAUUAUUCAUCACAAGACUUCCGUCAAUCACUAGCAGCAAUCGACCAGGCAAGCCGUGACGGAGCCAUCUCUCGCGGUGAGGAUGGUGUCCGUGUCCGACAAAUCGGUGAUACAACAAUUAUGACCGAACAUCGAGAUCCUUAUUCAUUCUAUUGGCAACUGGAUCAAGCAAGACGAGAAGCCGAGUCACCACCGAGAAGACCUCCACCGACUGAUUAUGUGAUUGAUGAGGAGGAAGAAGUUCUGGAGACAGUUUAUUCACCGGAAGCUGAUGAUGUUAUGUUUGAGAAUCAAUAUAGAAGACCUGUAAGGCAUCCAUUACCUCCACCACCUCCGAUUAUGGAAGAAGAGCCGAAAGAUUUACCACCAGGAUGGGAGAAACAUGAAGAUCCUCAAGGCUACUCUUACUAUUGGCACGUCGACAGUGGAACUAUUCAACGGCAACCUCCUCCACCAGUGAACCGUGAGACCCAGGCGGACGCACCGCCCCCGCAAAUCAUCCAACUUCCACCACAACAGCCUGUAAUUGAAGAGCACGCAUUCAAGCAGACGACAACAAAACGAAGAAUUGAGCAGGACGAGAUGAGUGAAAGAGAAAUUGAGGAUGUUGCAAUGAUUGAAAAUGGAGACACGUAUCACAAGCCUGUAAGAUUUGCAGUCCGAUCUUUGGGAUGGACCGACAUCUCAGAGGACGAGCUCACUGCGGAGAAGUCAUCGAGAGCUGUUAAUCGCGCAAUCGUUGACUUGACCACCAGAAGUGAUAUCGAUAGCAUCCCGAAAUGGGGAGACGGUCGUGAGCUCAUUAUGGAGCUUGAUGAUAAUGAGCUAGCUUUGCUCGAUCCAGAUUCCAUGAAUGUGAUUCAUUCCGAACGAAUUCAAGCGAUCCGCGUUUGGGGAGUUGGAAGGGAUAAUGGAAGAGACUUCGCCUACGUGUCCCGUGAUCGUGGAACCCGAAGAUUCAUGUGCCACGUGUUCCGAUGUGAUACCUCUGCAAAAACCAUCGCCAACACGCUCAGAGAUAUCUGUAAACGAUUGAUGCUUCACAGAAGACCAUCAAGUCUUCAUGCUAUCGAAUCAGGAGAAAAGAGAAUCGUGCGAAGUGAGGGGCUUACUGCACCGAUUGAUGAGCCACGAAAAGUGAUCCGUUGCCAUUUUCUCGGAGUCACACAGGUUCCAAAGGCGACUGGAAUCGAGAUUCUCAACGAGGCAGUCGAUCGAUUAGUGUCACAAGUUCGGUCGGAAAGAUGGAUUCUGGCGGAUGUAUCAAUUGCUCCGUCGACUAUUGCAAUUGUUGAAGUGAAUGGACAACAAAUUGCCGAGUGCAGAGUUAGAUAUCUUUCAUUUUUGGGAAUUGGACGAGAUGUCAAACACUGUGCCUUCAUAAUGCAAACCUCAUCGGAAAGCUUCAUGUGCUACGUCUUCCACGUCGAACCGAACGCAGCCGCCAUGGCAAAAAUGGUCGAGGCUGCUUGUAAGCUUCGAUACCAAAAAGUGCUCGACGCCCACUCAUCAUCCCGUCAUCACUCGGGAAUGUCGAUUCAUGGACAACAUCCACCAUCCACCUACCACGGCAAGGGAUGGACUGAAACAUUUCGCGACGCUUUUGGUUCGGUGACGUCACGUAUGGUACCUUCUAGGUCGGCACAACGACUUUGAAUUCUUCAUUUUUCUUCGGUUCUUUAAUUUUCUGUAUUUUUGAUGGAUUUUUCUCAUAUUUUUUUCUCUCAUACUCUGUUCUGCUCAUCCCAAAUAUGCUUUCAAACCAAAAGUUUACCCCGGCCCCUCACUUGGCAAUAUUCUUCAAUCCACCGAUACAUUUUUACUUGUACAAUCCCUCUUUCUGUGUAGCUUUUUCAACAUCUGUGACAAUUUUUUUUUGUUUUGUAGAAUUUGAUUUCUUUGAAAAAAGGUUUUUCUGAU